Messenger RNA from Letharia columbiana, 450 nucleotides. RefSeq lists its product as uncharacterized. The transcript has a single exon. NCBI's taxonomy places the organism in Eukaryota, Fungi, Ascomycota, Lecanoromycetes, Lecanorales, Parmeliaceae. The record is from RefSeq and is a predicted model, not a curated record. Gene Ontology annotation, biological process: L-threonine biosynthetic process. Bases 1 to 450 code for a protein of 149 amino acids. Gene Ontology annotation, molecular function: threonine synthase activity.
AUGGGCCUGCCCGUCUCGAAGCUCAUCAUCGCGCGCAAUGAGAACGACAUCCUCCACCGUUUCUUGCAGACCGGCACGUACGAGAAGAACCCCGUUCACGGCGCGGCGGCAGCAGGGGGUCUUGUACAGGAUGGGGCAACAGCGCACCCUGAGGGAGUCAAGGAAACGCUAUCGCCCUCGAUGGACAUUCUUGUAAGCAGCAAUUUCGAAAGACUGCUCUGGUUCGUCGCGCACGACAUCUACAGCUUAAACACCAACAGCGCACAAGAGAAGAGAGAAAGAGCGGGUCGGAACGUCAAAGAAUGGCAGACUCAAUUAAAGACCAACGGCGGAUUCAGCGUCGAGAAACAAGUGCUGGAUGCCAUACGCGCAGAUUUCGCAGCGGAGCGGGUAUCGGAUGUAGAGACGAUUACCACCAUCCGAGACGUUUAUCGAUGGCCCAAGGGCUAA